AAACUUUACGACUUGGAAAAUUUUCUGGAACUAGAACUGACAAAAAGAUGGCAAAGAAAAAGAAGACAUCUGAGGACCGAGUGCUUCAUGAGAUUUCCAAGUCUCAGCUUUACUCCACAAAAUCUAUCAAAAAAUCAUUUAGACCUCAGAAACUGAGAGCUCAUGAUGAGGAUGAUGACAUGUCUGGUAAAGGUCAACAGAGGAAGCAGAAGAAUAAGGGACAGAAAAGAAAGUCAGCCUUUGACAGAGAGCUCACAGAUACUGGCAAGUCAGCUGUCAAAAAAUUCAGGGCUGGUCCCUCAUACAAAGAAAGGAAAGAAAUGGGCUCGAAAGGAAAACCAACGGGUAAUACGAAAAAUAGAUUUAGUAAAAAGAAGAAGAGAUGAUGACAUCCGGUUGUGUCUUAACUUCAGUGAUAACAUUAUAUUUUAUCAUCAUGCCACUAAUAAAUUUGGGUCAGUUGAA
Molecule: messenger RNA, 465 nt
Organism: Pecten maximus
Lineage: Eukaryota; Metazoa; Mollusca; Bivalvia; Pectinida; Pectinidae
Product: probable ATP-dependent RNA helicase DDX27
Molecular function (GO): nucleic acid binding; ATP binding; RNA helicase activity
Source: RefSeq, a predicted model, not a curated record